Messenger RNA from Chironomus riparius, 3975 nucleotides. Lineage: Eukaryota; Metazoa; Arthropoda; Insecta; Diptera; Chironomidae. The record is from the annotation of a GenBank genome assembly.
GGAGGGUUAAAAUCAAAAUACAGGCUUUACAUACAUACACAUGUGACCUCGUGCCAUUCAGAUAUGUAUUGAGGAUAUCACAUUUGGGAAUUUCCCAUUUAAAUGACUCAUUGUGUUCGUAAUUCAUCCCUGGCAUAAGAACCUUUCUCUCAUUUUCCUUCUCACUUAUUUUUCUCCUGACGUACUUCUAUAAUAAUAAAAAAAAGUUCUUUAACAGUUCAGUUCAGUAUUGUUUCAUCGUCGGAAACAUAACAAAAUUUUUAGCGCGUUAGGUUAGUUCGCAUUUUUUUGCUGCUUUUUUUACGUUAUUUAAUUUUUCUGCAGUGCAUCGCACAGACACAAAAAAAAACUCGUUUCCAUCGAUUUCAAAUUCGAUUGGAAUUUUUUUUAAUUAAACUUGAACAUGAUUUCAAAUUGUUUUGUUCUUUUUGUGCUCAUAUCUCGCUCGCGACGACGUUUGAUGUUGUGUUAGAAUGUUCAAUAUACAAGAAAAGUUAAUUAUUGUGAAAUGUCGAUGAUCAAAUGGACGACAAUGAUGAAAUCAAAUUGAUUGUGAAUGAAAAAAGAGAAAGUUGAAUGAAGAAAAAUGAUGGAAAAUAUUUGUGAAGAUGGACUUUCCGUAAAGGAAAUGGAAUUAAUGGAGCCCAAUUAUGAAGUAUUUAUGAAAUGGGCUCAACCGACAACAAUUUGGGAUACAGUCAGUAAUCGGAUUAGGAUGGCAAGCAUAAGACCCGUCAUACGUUCAUUUCCAAUGUCAACUUAUCAACAGCAAAUUCAACCGAAUUUUAAUGAGUAUCCAACAACAUCAACUCAAUCGCCAUCCCAUCAUAGACAUUUGCAAAAGAGUCCACUUAAUCCAAAUUUACCGUCGUCAUCAAAAUAUUUACAAUUUGUGCAGCCACAACAGUCAACGAUGAGCAAUCAAUUGAAUUCACAAACACUUCCAUAUCCGAGUACGAAUGCAUCGCAUGGCGGUAAUCUGUUAAGUCAACAAACUCCAAAUGCAGUUCCUGUACAUCAAACUCUCCCUCAAAACUUUCAUCCAAGUCAAUUGCAUGGACAUCCAGCCAUAAUAGGAGGCUAUCAUCUUGAUAAUCAACGACAAUCUCAGUCUGAUGACGAUAGUGGAUGUGCUUUAGAGGAAUACACUUGGGUACCGCCAGGUCUUCGACCAGAACAGGUUCAUUUAUAUUUUUCGGCAAUACCCGAAGACAAAGUGCCGUACGUGAAUAGCGUUGGAGAGCGUUAUCGAGUGAAGCAACUUCUACAGCAAUUACCACCCCACGACAAUGAGGUUCGUUAUUGCCAUUCGCUGUCGGAUGAGGAGCGAAAAGAGUUGAGAUUAUUUUCAGCCCAACGAAAGCGUGACGCACUCGGUCGCGGUUCUGUUAAACAGAUUCAAGUCAAUCAGCAGUGCGAGGGAUGCGGUGAAGUGAUGAUGACAGGUGAUAUUGCAGUAUAUGCAGCUCGCUUUGGACCUAAUGUUUGUUGGCAUCCGUCAUGUCUUGUGUGCAGUAUCUGCAAGGAAUUACUCGUUGAUUUAAUUUAUUUUCAUCGUGAAGGACGGCUGUAUUGUGGACGCCAUCAUGCUGAAACUUUGAAGCCACGAUGCUCAGCAUGUGAUGAAAUUAUUUUGGCCGAUGAAUGUACGGAAGCUGAGGGUCGAGCAUGGCAUAUGAAACAUUUUGCAUGUUUUGAUUGUGAUAAGCAGUUGGGCGGUCAACGUUAUAUCAUGAGAGAAGGAAAGCCAUAUUGUCUUGGAUGUUUCGAUAACAUGUUUGCAGAAUAUUGCGAUUAUUGUGGUGAAACAAUAGGUGUCGAUCAAGGUCAAAUGAGUCAUGAUGGUCAGCAUUGGCAUGCAACAGAUCAGUGCUUUUCAUGUUCAACAUGUCGAUGUUCACUGCUGGGAAGACCAUUCUUGCCACGUCGUGGAUCGAUUUAUUGCUCAAUUGCGUGUAGUAAAGGUGAACCUCCAACACCAACAGAUAGUACAGCUCCAUCAAUGCACCGUCCACUUAGAUCACAACAAGCAAUACAACAUAAUAUUCCAUACAAUAUGCAACAAUCAACCUCAACAAAUCGAACUGGUUCUGAUAAUGAAGAAUCAAUAGCAGCUCCAUCAACUCCAUCCUCACCACCUAAAUUUGCAUCACCAUCGUCACCAAUUCAUCAACAAAUUAGAAAUACGACAGCAAAUCAACAACAACCAAUGAGAUCCCCAAAAAUGGGACGACGAGCUUUAAAUUGUAAUCCAAAGCAAUCACCGGUAGCAGUAAAUAGUAGUAGCAGUCAGACACCGUCUCCAUAUUUGGGAAUGAAAUUUGAGCAGCAUCAACAGCAACAAUAUCAAGUGGUUGACAUUCAAGACACAGUUAUUACAAUUAAUGAGCACGAUCAAUAUUCUUUGACAUCUCAAACAUCAUCGACAUGCAAUAAUAAGGGCUUAGAUCGAGUCUUGCUCGAAAGAAAUAUUGAAAAGUUACUCGAACGAAAUGACACGCAAUUACCAGCAAAUUCCUCAUCGUCACCAAUCAAUAUUCCCGAGAAUAUAACAAGAAGCCCGAGAAGUGCAAGAAGUCGUGAGCCACUCGAUUUAACAGAUUUAGGUUUAAGUUUAGAUAAUUUAUCGCCAAAAACAAAAUCCUCAAGAAUUCAGCAAGAGAAUAUCCAAAAAGAUCUAAUGAUGACCUCAUCGAUGCCAGAACUUCCAAUGUAUGAAAUAAAUCGUCUAGAUGAAAUCACACCAAUUAAUGAAGAGCUUCCAACGCCUGACAUUUCAGAGCUAUCAAUUAAUCGAGAGGAACAACCAGUUCCACAACCAGUUGUGAUACCAACAACAUCAAAGAAAGAAGUGCGAUUUGAAGGAGAUUUUCAAGAUACAUUGCCUCGAUCACGAAGCUACUCAGGGAAAUCGUCAUCAUCAUCAUCACGAAGUAGCGGUCGAAGACGUAAAGGAAAUCGUCAACGAAAAGAUCAAACAAGACAUCGAGAAGAGCAUCGACGAUCAAGAAGUAGUCGUCAUUCAUCAUCCACUAUCGAUGAGCCAUCAACAUCGACACAAGCAAGAAGAAGAGCUGAUAUGAUUGAAUCACAGAGGCUUACAAUUCGUAAUAAAGACGAUGAUGAUGAUGACGAUGAAACAGAAACAACAAGAAGCAUUUGCUCAACGUGCUCAUCCAGUUCAAGUGAUUCUGAUGAUUUCGCUUAUGAGCUUCCACAACGACAAGUUUACGGUGGCGUUCGAGUAAAUUACGUGCCAAAUGAUGCCUUAGCUUGUGCCCGUAAGGAACAACAAACGAAAAGUGAUCAAUCAAAUAGCGAUCGCGAUAAAAACUGCACAAUAUCAUGAGAAAAGGCCAUAAAGAAUCUUGUAAAUGAUGUAAAGAAAUUAAAUUUUAAUUUCUAGUAUGCGAAACACAUUACAAAAAUAUGUAUUAAAAGUAAAUUAGACAAGAACCCAACGAAACAAAUGCCAAAAUGUGAAUAAGAUGAAGAAUUCAUUGAUCGUACAAAACACUAAAUUGUUCUUUCGUUUUAUGAAGUUUCUCACUUUUAUUUUUUAAUUUAUGAAAUUCAUGCGCAUGUUUUGGAAAGAGUUGGGUGGGAAUGGCGUGUAUGAGAGUCACUUUGGUCGGUAGUUCCUUGAUUUGUUUCAUAAAUUGAUUUUAUGAUUAAGUUUAAAUAUUGGAGCAUAUAUGACCCCAUUUUCUAUUUGCUUAGCUGAGCAUUUACGAGUCUUGUGGCUAUUUAUUAGGACCUACCUUCAAGACAGUGCCUUGUUUAGCUACCAAAGGAACUAGAAAAAUUUAAAUCAAUGCUUAUGAACUCUGAAUUAAUCUUAAAUUUCCGUAAAAUUCCCAUACUUCCUUACAUGAAAUUAUCAAUCUCACUAGAAAUUCCAAGGCAUGGAAACUCAGGAUUAAUCCUGAAAAAUUCUAAAAAAUCCCUAAGCCAAUGAACAUGAAAAUGUGAAAU